Melospiza melodia melodia is the source of this 12158-nucleotide messenger RNA. RefSeq names its product Fraser extracellular matrix complex subunit 1 (gene FRAS1). The transcript is spliced from 74 exons. The record is from RefSeq and is a predicted model, not a curated record. Gene Ontology annotation, cellular component: membrane. Gene Ontology annotation, biological process: anatomical structure morphogenesis; homophilic cell-cell adhesion; cell communication. Bases 1 to 12093 code for a protein of 4030 amino acids. NCBI's taxonomy places the organism in Eukaryota, Metazoa, Chordata, Aves, Passeriformes, Passerellidae. Gene Ontology annotation, molecular function: calcium ion binding; protein binding.
AUGGGCGCCCCGAGCGCCGCCGGGGCCACCGUGCUGCUGCUGCCGCCGCUGCUGCUGCUGCUCCCAGCCGCGCUGGCCGAUGCCGCCUCAGGUGCCUGUGUCUCCCACGGCCUCUUAUUUGAGAAUAACACCUCCUGGAAGCCGGAUUCCUGCCAGGACUGCCGGUGCCGGAGCGGCGUUGUCACCUGCCAGCCUACAGUCUGCAGAGCCCCUCAGUGUGACUUCCAGAAGGGAGAAGUGCUCCAAAUAGCCUCCAACAAGUGCUGCCCCCAGUGUGCCUCCCGAGCCGAAGGAUUCUGCCAGCACGAGGGACAGAUCCACAGCCACGGCACGCAGUGGGCCAGCUCGGCAUGUGUGCGCUGCUCCUGCGCCCACGGGAAGGUGACCUGCAGCCCCAGGACCUGCCCAGCCCUCACCUGUGCCCAAGGGGAGCUGCAGGACACUGCCCAGGGCUCCUGCUGUCCCAGAUGUGUGGGCCCUGGUGAGCCUUGCUCCUUUGAUGGCCGCGUGUUCCAGGAUGGAGAGGGCUGGAGCCUGGGUCGGUGCUCCAGGUGUGUCUGCAGGGAUGGUGCAGCUCAGUGCUCCACAGCUUCCUGCCAGCCUCUGCUCUGCAGCCAGGAGGAAGUCAUGGUUCUGCCUCCUGGAAAAUGCUGCCCAGAAUGUGUCCCCAAGCCCUGCUCGGUGUCGGGAAGAACGUUCCAGCACGGGGAGCAGUGGCAAAAAAAUGCCUGCAUUACGUGUGUGUGUCAGAGAGGGGAAGUCAGGUGUCUGAGGGAGACCUGUGGCUCUGUCACCUGUGAGGAGGGGCAGAGCAAGGUGCAGCGCCCUGGGAAGUGCUGUGAGGAGUGUGUGUCUUCCAAAGGGAGCUGCUUGGAUGGUGGCACCAUCAGGUACCACGGGGAGAUGUGGAACAGCACCCUCUGUGACUUCUGCAUGUGCCAGGAGGGGGAAGUCACCUGCCAGGGAGCUGAGUGUGCCAAAGUGGAGUGUGCCAAGGGUGAAGAAUUAAUUCACUUAGAGGGGAAGUGCUGUCCUGAAUGUAUCUCCAGCCGUAGCGACUGUGUUUACAAAGAGCAUACCAAAGCUGCCGCGCAGCGCUGGGCCGAGGGGCCGUGCCGCGAGUGCGAGUGCCGGGACGCGGCCGUGACCUGCUUCCAGCGCUCCUGCCUGCCCUGCCCACCGGGCAGCCGGCCCCGGGAGGCCAAGGGACACUGCUGCCCCCGCUGCCAGCCAGGUGAGUGCCACCCAGACUGUGUGAGCUGCUCCCAGGCCUCUGAUCGCUGUGACUCCUGCCGGGACCCCAGGAAGCUGCUGCAGGAUGGGCGCUGCGUGGAGAUGUGUGCAAGGGGCUUCUACCUGCACGGGGGGGCCUGCCUGGCCUGCAAUGAAACCUGCUCAGCCUGCAGCAAUGGAUUUGAGUGCUCCUCAUGCCUGGCACCUCUGCUGCUGAAGGACGGGCAGUGUGUGCCUUCCUGUGGGGAGGGCUACGUCCAGGAUCAGCUCCUCUGCACAGCCUGCCAUGAGUCCUGCUCCUCGUGCUGGGGAGCUGCUGAGAGCCACUGCCUGUCCUGCAGGGACCCAUCACACGUGCUCCAAGCUGGGCUCUGCCUGGCCAGCUGUGCCCAGGGGUUCUUCCCAAAGGAUGGUGUCUGCACUGCUUGUGGCCAGUUCUGUGAGAGGUGCUCUCCAGAGGCAGGCAGGUGUGUGAGCUGUGCUGCAGGGAAGCUGCUGCACCAGGGGGAGUGCCUCCCUCAGUGCCCACACGGACAUUUCCCCAGCAGCACUGGAAGGUGUACAGCUUGUCACGCUUCAUGCUCCACAUGCCAGGGACCUCUGGCCACUCACUGCACCUCCUGUUCCUUCCCUCUGGCCCUACGCCAGGGCCAGUGCCUGGAAAGCUGUGGAGAGGGCUUUUACCAGGAUCACAGCAUCUGCAAGGGUUGCCACCCAUCCUGCCGCUCCUGCACCGGCCCGGGGUCCGCGCAGUGCCUGCAGUGCCGGGCACCCCAGGAUGUCCUGCAGCCUCACCUGCCUGGGGAAGGAGCUCUCCAUGGCCUUUGCCUGCCCCUCUGCCCAUCCCAUUUCCAUGUGGACAGCACAGGAGUCUGCAGAGAGUGCCACUCCUCCUGUGCAGGCUGCGUGGGGAAUUCCUCCCAGGACUGCACAGCCUGCCCGGCUCCUCGCGUGCUGCUGCAGGGCAGGUGCCUCCCCUCGUGUCCUGAGGGGCUCUUCAGCCACAGGAACCGCUGCUCCCCCUGUCACCCAUCCUGCAAGACAUGCCAUGGCCCCUCUGACUGGGAAUGCUCCACCUGCCACCCCCAUGCCACUCUGGAUGGUGGCAGGUGCAGGACAGGCUGCAAGGAGGAGCAGUACCUCAACCUGGUGGGCUACUGUGUGGACUGCCACCCCCUGUGCCAGCGGUGCGUGGCCGACCUGCGGGACAGCGGCAGCGUGUGCCUCAGGUGCCAGCACGGGCGGCACCUGCUGCUGGGGGAUCACUGCCUGCCCCGCUGCCCCCCGGGACACUAUGCCGAGCACGGAGCCUGCAAACCGUGCCACCCUUCCUGUAAGAGCUGCACUGGCGAGGGUCCCUUGUCCUGCUCAUCCUGCAGUGCCAGCCUGGUGCUGUCCCACACGGGCGCGUGUGCUCGGCUCUGCUCCCUGGGCUACUACAGGGAUGACAGCAACACCUGCAGACCUUGCAGCAGCCAGUGCCGGAGCUGCGACUCAGCCGCCGGCUGCACGUCGUGCAGAGAUGCAGCCAAGGUCCUGCUCUUUGGGGAGUGCCAGUACGACCGCUGUGCUCAGCAGUAUUACCUGGACUUUUCCACCAACACUUGCAAAGAGUGUGACUGGAGCUGUAACGCCUGCAAAGGUCCCCAGAGGACUGACUGCCUGCAGUGCAUGGAGGGCCACGUUCUCCACGAAGGAGCUUGUGUGGAACAGUGCCCUCCAGCUUUCUACCGGGAAUCAGACACGUGCCAGAGGUGUGACCAGCCCUGCCUUCAGUGUCACCAAGCAGACAAGUGCAGCCUCUGCCCAGCCCCGUUCUUCCUCCUGGGCAGUGCCUGUGUUCCCAAAUGUGGGCAGGGAUACCACGCAGACGAGGCACAGCGCCAGUGCACAGCUUGUCCUCCUGGAUGCCUGGAGUGUGACAGUGGCAGCCUGUGCCACCUCUGUGACAGCAGCACGUUUCUGAAGAGUAAGAUCUGUGUUUCUGCCUGUGGCCAGGGUUUCUAUGGCAAUCCACGGACCAGAGAGUGUGAAGAAGGCAGCAGGCAUCCCCGGAGCUCCCGUGUGAGCAGCACCCUGACGGUGGGCAUUGGCGGGGUGCAGCCCCUAGCCCCGGCCCUGCUGGGCUGUGAUCCGGCCGGUUCCUGGCGCCAGCCGCAGUUCCAGCUGGACAACAUUCCCUCCAGCGGCCGGCUGGUGAUGCUGCGGGCCGGGCGGGAGGCGCCGCUGAGCCCCGGGCAGCGCUUCGGCUGCGCGGACCUGCGGGACAGGAGGGUGCGCUUCGUGCACGGCACACAGGAGCCCAGGAAAGGACAGUUUUCCUUGAAGGUCAGUGACCAAGAGUCAUUCUCCCACCUUGAGGUGAUCAACAUUCAAGCCUUCUCAACACAGGCACCGUUCGUGUUCAGGAACGAGCCCCUCUUCGUCGGCAGGGGGCAAACUGGGACCAUAUCGGAGCUGGUGCUGGGCGUGGGGGACAGUGACAACCCUCAGGACGUGGUGCUGGUGGUCCUGGAGCCCCCAAGGCACGGCAGGCUGCUCGGGGCCCCUGGGGACCCUGCCACCUUGUCCCUGGGUGACCUGGCAGCAGGGCGGCUGCGCUACGCCCACGACGGCUCCGACAGCCAGCAGGACGCGGCUCUGCUGCAAGUGAGCGACGGGUACCACUUCCAGAACAUCCUGCUCCUCAUCAGGAUUGCUCCCGAGGGAGCCAGGAGCCCCCGGCUGGUGAGCAAUUCCCUGGUGUGGGUGCCCCAGGGAGGAAUGCUGCAGAUCUCCAGGACAGUCCUGCAUGCCGAGCUGCCCGGUGCCAGGGACUCUGACAUCACCUACACCAUCACUGAGGGGCAGCCCACACAUGGGGAAGUGGUGCUGCUGGUGCCCAUGGCGGCGGACGGCCCGGCGGGCUCCUGGCAGCUCCUGCCCGAUGGAAGAGCGGCCUCCCCCACCACCUCCUUCACCCAGCAGGACAUCAGCGACGGCAUCGUGUGGUACAGGCACUCGGGGGCUGAAGUGGAGAGUGACUCCUUCCAGUUCCAGGUGUCCAGCUCUGCCAGUCCACAAGCCAGCCUGGAAAGCCACGUGUUCAACGUUGCUGUUCUGCCCCAGACACCCAAGGCCCCUCAGCUUUCCCUCGGCUCCUCUCUGCACAUGGCUGUGCUGGAGGACCGUGUGACAGUGAUUGAGCCCCAUCACCUCUCCUUUGUAGACCCGGAGGUUCCCAGUGAGAAAAUCCUGUACAACGUGACUGUGCCUCUCCUUCCUGGGCAAGGUAUUGUGGAGCACAGGGACAAGCCUCUGUCCCCAGCCAGGUUCUUCAGCCAGGCCGACAUCAACCACGGAAGGAUUGCUUAUCGCCCGCCGGCCGCCGCCCCUCACCUCCGGGAGAUGACGGCCUUCUCCUUCGCAGGUCUCCCGGAGUCCGUGAGCUUCCGGUUCACAGUGUCUGGUGGGGACCACACGAGCCCGGAGAUGGUGUUUGUCAUCCACCUGCUCUCUGCUGAGCAGCAGCCUCCAGUCUUCCAGAUCGCAGCUCCCUUCCUGGAGGUCAGCCAGGGGGGCAGAGCCACCAUCGGGAUCCAGUUGGCUGUAAGUGACACGGAUACAGCUCCUGAGGGCCUUUUCUUUGAGCUGGUGAAACCUCCCCAUCAUGGCAUCGUGCUCAAGUACAGCGCAGAUGUGCAGGAGCUCAUGAGAGCAGGCGACACCUUCACCUACGAGGACGUCACCCGGAACGCUCUGCAGUACGUGCACGACGGCUCGGCAGCUGCAGAGGACAGCAUGGAAAUCUCUGUCACCGACGGUGUCACCACAGUCACCACAGUGCUGAGGGUGGACGUGUCCCAGCUGGACACCCACGGCCCCCAGCUGGCCCCGGGCUGCCUGUUGGCUGUCACCGUGGCCAGCAAAAGCUCUGUGACCCUGUCCCGACAGCACCUGGCUUACACGGACAACAACUCCCCUGACUCAGAGAUCAGAAUCCAGCUGAUAUCUCUGCCAGCCUAUGGAACCCUCCUCAGGACAUCAGGCUCCCACAACGAAGAGCUUUCCAAGGUUUACAAUUUCACCAUGGAAGACAUCAACAGCCAGAGGAUCAGCUACUCCACCACGUUUGAGACCAGCAAUCAGCCCGUGACUGACGUCUUCCACUUCUCAGUGCUGGAUGCUGACAACAACAGGCUGGACAGACAGAUGUUCACCGUCACCAUCACCUCCGCCCCAGCGCUCAUCGCCUUCGCUGACCACGUCACCGUGGAUGAGGGGGGCAGAGUCCCGCUGCUGGCUCAUCACCACUUGACUGCUGACUAUGACACUGCUGCCAAGGAGGACCUGAGGGUCACCAUGGUCACUCUGCCUGUGUAUGGCUGCAUCGAGAACACCAGGACAGGAGAGAGCUUUGGCCCACAGAGUGAGUCUGUGGGGAGCACAGGUGUGUCCUUUUCUCUUCAUGAUGUCCUGGAGAAGAGCAUUUACUACUUCCAGAGCGUCCAUGAGAGCAUUGAGCCCACAAGUGACGCUUUCAGCUUCUAUGUGAGUGAUAGCUUCAGCCAGUCAGAGGUGCAGAGCAUCAACAUCACAAUCCAGCGGCAGAAUGACGAACCCCCCAGGAUGGUGCUGGAGCCUGUCCGGGUGCAGGAGAGCUCGGCCGUGGUCGUGACCAACGCCUCCCUCAGCCUGCAGGACUUGGACACGCAGAGCAGCGAGCUGGUCAUCGUGGUCAGCCAGAGCCCUGAGCAUGGCCAGCUGCGUAGAAGGCAGAGCGCGGCGGAGGCGCCGGAGCAGGGCCAGCCGCUGUCCCGGGGCUCCUCCUUCACCUACCAGGAUGUCCUGGAGCGGCUGAUCGUGUACACCCGGAGUGGGGCCGCCGCACCCACCGACGGCUUCGGCUUCUCCCUCAGCGACGGGCUCCACACGCAGGCAGGGAGGCUGGAGUUCUCCAUGGAGCUGCCCAGGACGCUGCCACCCACGGUGGCUGUCAGCAGGGACCUGCAGCUGCCAGCUGGCUCUGCAGCUCGGCUCACGGCUCAGCACCUGAAAGCAGCAGCUGGACAUUCAGAGGACACGGCCAUCAGAUUUGUCCUGAGAAGGGACCCCAGCAGGGGCCAGCUGCAGCUGACCACAGCUGAUAGCCCAGUCCAGAUCUCUGCCAAAGGACCCCUCAGAAGUUUCACCCAGGCUGAUAUAAACAAAGGGCACGUGGUGUACAGCCAUGGCAAAGGGGAUCCCGGCGGAAACUUCCCCUUCACCUUUGAUGUGAUGGAUGCAGAUGGCAACAAGUUGAUGGACCAGGUUUUCCACAUCCAUGUAAUAGAGGACAGAUUUCCCCCCUCCAUCAUCACCAACAAGGGGCUGGUGUUGGAUGAGAACUCAGCCAAGGCCAUCACAACCCUCCAGCUCUCAGCCACUGACCAGGACAGCGAGGCCUCCCAGCUGCAGUACAAGGUGACCCGGCAGCCACAGCUGGGCCAUCUGGAGCACGUGGCCUCCCCAGGGACAAGAAUUAGUUCCUUCAGCCAGGCAGACUUGGCCUCUGGCAGCAUCCAGUACAUCCACACCAGUGACAUGGAAAAGCACAGGGACACCUUCACCUUCUCUGUGUCUGAUGGGACAAACGAGGUGAGCCAGACCUUUGACAUCACCAUAAACCCCGUGGACGACUCCUUACCCGUGGUGCAAAUCUUUGGGAUGACGGUUCAGGAAGGGGUGAGAAAAACCAUUACUGAGUUUGAGCUCAAAGCAACAGAUGCUGACACAGAGGUGGAGUCCAUCACGUUCCGGGUGGUGCAGCCGCCCCGGCACGGGCUGCUGGAGCGCGGCGGCCGCGGGCAGCGUCCCCUCCCGGCCAGCACCUUCACCAUGGCUGACAUCUACCAGAACCUCGUCAGCUACAGCCACCACGGCGGCGGCGCCGCGCUCAGGGACCGCUUCACCUUCACCGUGUCCGACGGCACCAACGCCCUCUUCGUGGUGCAGGAGGGCCAAAGGAAGGUGGUGACCGCAGCGCCACAGCGCUUCCAGGUGGAAAUCCUCCCUGUGGAUGAUGGGACACCCAGGGUUGUCACCAACGUGGGCUUGCAGUGGCUGGAGUACACGGAUGGCAAGGCCACCAAUCUCAUCACUAAGAAGGAAUUACUGACGACAGAUCCUGACACAGGUGACAAACAGCUGAUCUAUGAGAUAACAACUGGUCCCAGGAAUGGUCAUGUGGAGAACAAGCUGAAGCCAGAGACAGCUGUGACCACCUUUACACAGGAGGAUGUGAACCAGGGCCUCAUUCGGUACGUGAUGCACGAGGAGAAGGUUCAGGAGACCACGGACAGCUUCCAGUUCCUGGUGAAGGACGGCAAACCCAACGUGGUCAGCGGCAACGUCUUCCACAUCCAGUGGUCCCUCCUCAGCUUUACUCACUCCAGCUACAAGGUCAGGGAGAGCGCUGGCUCCGUGAGCGUCACCGUGAGGCGGCUGGGGAACCUCAACCAGUACAGCAUCGUCCUGUGCCGCACCGAGCAGGGAACGGCCGCCGCUGGAUCGGGAGCACGGCCCGGAGAGCAGGACUACGUGGAGUACGCGGGGCAGGUGCAGUUUGAGGAGAGGGAGGACACGAAGGCCUGCACCAUCGCCAUCCACGACGAUGAUGUGUUCGAGGGCACGGAGAGCUUUUCCGUGGAGCUCAGCAUGCCGGCCUACGCCCUGCUGGGCAACGUCACCCGCGCCACCGUCACCAUCUCCGACCCCGAGGACGAGCCCACGCUGCAGUUCGACAGGAGCACCUUCCAUGUCAGUGAGAGCGCCGGCUUGCUCUCGGCUCCUGUGCAAAGGAAAGGGGAUGCCAGCAGCACUGUGUCUGCCAUCUGCUACACCGUCCCCAAAUCAGCCAGGGGCAGCAGCCUUUACAUGCUGGAAUCCGGCUCUGACUUCAAGUCCCGGGAGCUGUCGGACGAGAGCCGCCUCGUGUUGGGGCCGGGGGUCACCGUGGUGACCUGUGAUGUCACUCUGAUCGAUGACAGCGAGUAUGAAGAGGAGGAGGAGUUUGAGGUGGUGCUGGCCGACGCCUCGGACAAUGCGCGCCUUGGCAGCCGGGCUUCGGCCAACGUGGUCAUUGCUGGUCCCAACGAUGCCUCCACCGUGUCCCUGGGGAAUGCCACCUUUACUGUCAGCGAGGCUGCAGGACGCAUUGAGAUCCCAGUGCUGCGGCAGGGACCCGACCUCUCCACGCCCACGUCGGUGUGGUGUGCCACUCGGACAUCGGACCCGCCCUCGGCCAGCCCGGGAGUCGAUUAUGUGCCCAGCUCCAGGAAAAUAGAGUUCAGGCCAGGCAAGACCGAAGAGGGCCACUUGAGAACUGUUAAUGAUUCUGCUAGGCACAGAUUCCCCAUGCCAUCAGCACUCCAGCCUGGAGAGAUUUGGUCAUGCCACCUCUUCCGGGCAGGAAUUCCACUUUCCUCCCAGUUCUGCCCCCUGACAAUCCUGGAUGAUGCCCAGUACCCAGUGAUAGAAGGGCUGGAGACAUUUGUUGUUUACCUCAGCUCCCCCCACGGAGCCGAGCUGGCAAAGCCCUUCCAAGCCAUCGUGGCCAUCAAUGACAUCUUCCAGGACGUGCCCAGCAUGCAGUUCAGCAAGGACAGCUACACGGCCAGGGAGAAGGAGGGCACCCUGCACGUCCCCAUCUUGCGGGCGGGGGACCUGAGCUACGAGUCCUCCGUCAGGUGCUACACCCGGAGCCUGACAGCGCAGCUCAUGGAGGACUUCACCGAGAGGAGGGAUGCAGAGGAGUCUCGCAUCAUCUUCCUCAAAGGGGAGAAGGUGAAGAACUGCAGUGUUCACAUCAGUGACGACUCUGCCUUCGAACCAGAAGAGCAGUUCCAGGUCUAUCUGGGGAGCCCCCUUGGAAACCACUGGAGUGGAGCUAGGAUUGGGAAGAUGGAUGUGGCAACCAUAACUAUCACCAACGACGAAGAUGCCCCCACCAUCGAGUUCGAGGAGGCGGCGUACCAGGUGCGGGAGCCGGCGGGCCCCGAGGGCGUGGCGGUGCUGAGCAUCCCGGUGGUGCGCAGGGGCGACCACAACCGCACCUCCCGCGUGCGCUGCAGCACCCGCGACGGCUCCGCGCAGGCCGGCGUGGAUUACUACCCUAAGAGCCGCAUGCUCAAAUUCAGCCCAGGUGUGGCCCACAUCAUGUUCAAGGUGGAGAUCAUGUCCAACGAGGACCGGGAAUGGCAUGAGUCCUUUUCUCUGGUGCUGGGCCCAGAUGAUCCAGUGGAAGCAGUCCUGGGAGACAUCAGCACUGCCACAGUGACUAUUUUGGAUCAGGAGGCAGCAGGGAGCCUGAUUCUCCCAGCACCUCCUGUGGUUGUCACCCUGGCUGACUACGACCGCGUGGAAGAAGUGACCAAGGAGGGCGCUAGGAAAUCCCCCUCCCCAGGCUACCCCCUGGUCUGUGUGACUCCCUGUGACCCUCACUUCCCCAAGUACACCCUGAUGAGGGAGCGCUGUGCUGAGGCUGGCAUCAACCAGUCCUCCAUCCAGUUCAGCUGGGAAGUGGCCGCCCCCACGGACGGCAACGGAGCCCGGUCGCCUUUCGAGACCAUCACGGACAACACCCCCUUCACCAGCGUCAACCACAGGGUGCUGGACAGCAUCUACUUCAGCCGGCGGUUCCACGUGCGCUGCGUGGCCAAGGCUGUGGACAGGGCCGGCCACGUGGGGACGCCCCUGAGGAGCAGCGCGGUCACCAUAGGCACAGACAGUGCCAUCUGCCACACGCCUGUGGUGGCGGGGACGGCCCGAGGCUUCCAGGCACAGUCCUUCAUUGCCACGCUCAAGUACCUGGAUGUGAAGCACAAGGAGCAUCCCAACAGGAUCCACAUCUCGGUGCAGAUCCCCCACCAGGAUGGGAUGCUGCCCCUGAUCUCCACGCUGCCACUGCACAACCUGCACUUCCUGCUCUCCGAGUCCAUCUACAGGCACCAGCAUGUCUGCUCCAACCUGGUCACUGCCAGGGACCUCAGAGGCAUCUCAGAGGCAGGGUUCCUGGCCGAGGUGGCCCCGGAGAGCUCGGUGCUGGGCCCGGGCUAUGACCGGCCCUACCAGCUGGACCCUGCAGUGCGGGAGCCCAGGAGCAUCCAGCUGUACCAGCACCUCAACCUCAAGAGCUGCAUCUGGACCUUCGACGCCUACUACGACAUGACCGAGUUAAUUGAUGUCUGUGGGGGCUCUGUCACUGCUGACUUCCAGGUGAGGGACUCUGCCCAGUCCUUCCUGACAGUCCACGUGCCUCUGUACGUGUCCUACAUCUACGUGACGGCGCCGAGGGGCUGGGCUUCCCUGGAGCACCACACGGAGAUGGAGUUCUCCUUCUUCUACGACACCGUGCUCUGGAGGACAGGGAUCCAGACGGACAGUGUGCUCUCGGCCCGCCUGCAGAUCAUCCGCAUCUACAUCCGCGACGACGGCCGCCUCGUCAUCGAGUUCAGGACACAGGCCAAGUUCAGAGGGCUGUUUGUCUUGGAGCACCACAGCCUGCCAGAUGUCAGGUCCUCCUUGAUGACUCCAGAGCACCUGGGAGGGAUCGAGUUUGACCUGCAGCUGCUGUGGAGUGCUCAGACUUUUGACUCUCCCUACCAGCUCUGGAGAGCAACCAGCUCCUACAACAGGAAGGACUACUCUGGAGAAUACACCAUCCUGCUGAUCCCCUGCACGGUGCAGCCCACGCAGCCAUGGACAGAGCCUGGAGACAAGCCCCUGCCCUGCACGGCUCACGCUCCCGAGCGGUUUUUGAUCCCGAUUGCCUUCCAGCAGACAAACCGCCCGGUUCCGGUUGUUUACUCCCUGAACACAGAGUUUCAGCUCUGCAACAACGAGAAGGUUUUUCUCAUGGAUCCCACCAAGUCGGAAAUGUCUCUGGCAGAAAUGGAUUACAAAGGGGCUUUUUCCAAGGGGCAAAUCCUGUAUGGGCGUGUGCUCUGGCACCCGGAGCAGAACCUGAACGCGGCGUACAGGCUGCAGCUGGAGAAGGUUUACCUGUGCACGGGCAGGGACGGCUACGUGCCUUUCUUCGACCCCACGGGCACCGUCUACAACGAGGGGCCCCAGUAUGGCUGCAUCCAGCCCAACAAGUACCUGAAGCAUCGAUUCCUGCUCCUGGACCGAAACCAGCCGGAAGUGACGGAUAAGUAUUUCCACGAUGUGCCUUUCGACGCCCACUUUGCUUCCGAGCUGUCCGAGUUCCACUCGGUCAGCAGCAUGCCCGGAGUUGACGGAUUCACUCUCAAGGUGGAUGCUCUCUACAAGGUGGAAGCUGGGCACCAGUGGUACCUCCAGGUGAUCUACGUGAUCGGCCCGGAGGGCACGGCCGGGCCCCGUGUGCAGCGCUCGCUGGCUCGCCGCUGGCAGCGCGGCCGCAGGGACCUGCCCGAGGCGCUGGAUGCCUCCCUCGUCUAUGACAACGAGGGCGACCAGCUGAAGAACGGCACCAACAUGAAGUCGCUGCUCUUGGAGAGGGAGGAAGCUGCUGCCGCAGCCUCCUUGUCCCAAGUGGGUGCCUCCCUGGGCAGCGCCUUCGCUGCCCUCACCCUGCUGCUGCUGGUGCUGUCCGGAAUUUGCCUCCUGGCCAGGGAGUGCCGCAAGCUGCGGAGGAAGCGGGAGGCUGCAGGCGGCGCUCCCGAGGAGCACCCCUUGAACACCAAGGUGGAUCUGCCCCGGGGCGGCCCGCAGGCCGUGGGCAGCCGGUGUUGCACCGUCAGGAACGUUCAUCCCCCGCGGGACUACGGCGGCGGCUGCCAGGGGCACGGCAGGAAGGUGAAGCAGGUGAACUUGGAAGUCAAAGUCCACAGCAAUUUGCACGACGGCACGGAAGUUUAACGGAGCACACGCGUUGGGAAAAGCUUUUUAUAAACUGUAAAAUAAAGAUAAUCCCAAACUGAAAA